Meloidogyne enterolobii is the source of this 945-nucleotide messenger RNA. NCBI's taxonomy places the organism in Eukaryota, Metazoa, Nematoda, Chromadorea, Rhabditida, Meloidogynidae. The record is from the annotation of a GenBank genome assembly.
UUCAGAAAACAACCUCCUCUUUAUUUAUUAUCUUUUUAUAUUUUUAGUAGUCUAAUGAUGCGCCAGCUUCGAUUUCGUUUUAUACAUUUAGCCAUUUUACUUAUUUCGAUAUUUUUCUACACAAAAAUGCGAAGGGUUUCGAAAAUACAAAAUUUUCUUACCGAACAGAGUAAAAGUUUAUUUAAUAAUCAAAACGAAUUAAAUGAUUAUAGAGAACAAUUUAGGAAGACUUUAAACAAUAUGAAUGAUAGUAAAACACCAGCAAUUCUCUUACUUAAUAAGUAUGCUUUAAACAUUUCUCUCAACUUUCUCUGCAAUCUUCGUAAAUUUCCCGGUGCUGUUGACCAUAUCGUUGCUGUUGUUUUUGACUCUUAUUCUCAUCAAAUUUUGAAGGAAUCAUUUACAGAUAUUGGGGGGAUUGUGUAUUGGAAUAUUCCUGCUUUGGAAGAAAAAUUCUCGUCGGGUGAUGGUCGUUACCAAGUCUUUCAAUAUUUUCGGGCUAAAUUGGUUUCUCUUCUAACUGAGGUUACUGAUCAAUUUUGGAUGGUUCAAGCAGACACAAUUUGGAAAGAAAAUCUUUUUGAAAUUAUCGAUAUGGAAAGUCCGGAAUUUAUUAAUGCUGGAAUUAUUUUUGACAGUGAAGGCUCUGAAGGAUUACUACGGUAUAUGAUAGCUGGAGGAUACUUUUUUGUUCGUUCAGCAAAUUCUACUAAAAGAUUUUUUGAAUCCGCGGCAGAAUUUUUAUUAAAUAAUUUUGCUACUGACAAUAAUGUAAUGAAUCGGUUAUGUAUUCAGAAAGCAUUUGGCGUUGAAUGUGGUCAGAUAAAUUAUAGGUAAAUUGGUACUUAGAGUAAAAUGCGACAAAACGGUACAAAAGGUAAAAAUCGACAAAUCCGUACAUAGGGCAAAAAUCGAAAAAAUGGUACGUAGGGUAAAAUUCGACAA